AUGGCAGCUACUCAAACCUACCCUCGCCCGGACUUUGUCCGCCCCAACCUCAAUUGGCAGCUCCUCAACGGCACGCGCUGGUCGCUGCUGUUCGACGACCAGGACAUUGGGCUGUCGGAGGGCUGGCACAUCCACGGGCCCCCGGACCGGGUCACGCUGACGGGCGGCUCGUCCUCGGCCGAGGGCAGCGCCGCCGAGGACGCGCAGCGCCUCGAGGCCUUCCCCGAGCUCAAGGAGAAGUACUGGAAGGGCUCGGACGCCACCGAGCACGCCAAGAAGCCCAUCAACGUCCCCUUCGCCUUCCAGUGCCCGGCCUCGGGCUGGGGCGACAACGCCGCCCACGAGGUGCUGUGGUACGAGACGCCCCUCGGCGACCUCAGGACCCAGGCCGAGCGGGACGCCGGCCACCGCGUCCUGGUGCGCUUUGGCGCCGUCGACUACGAGGCGAGCAUCUGGGUCGGUGGCCACUUCGUCGGCGGCCACCGCGGCGGCCAUGUGCCUUUCGAUGUCGACGUCACAGACGCCCUGGCGGCGGCCGGGGGCAAGGAGACCAAGUUGGUGCUUAGGGUGCGGGACAGCCCGAGCGACCUGGAGCAGCCCAGGGGCAAGCAGUACUGGGCCCCGACGCCGGAGAGUAUCUUCUACACCCCCAGCUCGGGCAUCUGGCAGAGCGUCUGGGUCGAGGUAGUCCCGAGGGCCAGGAUUGCGGGAAGUAGCGACGGGACCGUGUUGAAGUCUAACGACAUCGAGAGCGGCGUCCUAAAAGCACAGGUUGCUAUUCUUGGGAGCAGAGCGGCUGGCCAGUACGCGGUAGAAAUCGAGGGAAGCAUUGGCGGUGUUUCCGUUGGCAAGGCGAAGGGCAAUCUUCCGAAAGACAAAGACUACGUCAACUUGGAUCUCAGCUUGAAAGUCCCAGCCGAGAAGCUGAAGGAGAUAUCAGCUGAAGUUGUUGGGGCUGCGCCGUUGGACAAUGUCCGAUGCUGGAAGGAUGGCUUGGCGUUAUGGUCUCCGGACCACCCCCUCCUCUAUGACCUCAAGAUCCGACUGUAUGACUCUCAGGGCAAAGUCCUCGACGAGGUGGAUACAUACACAGGAAUGCGAAGCCUCGACUGGCAGCGGGGUGAUGGCACAUUCAGACUCAACAAUGAACCCCUAUUUCAAGCUCUAUGCCUCGACCAGGGGUACUGGCCAGAGACCGGCUUGACGCCACCAACUCCUGAGAGCCUGAAGGUUGAUGUCGAGUUGUCCAAGAAGAUGGGUUUCAACGGGUGCCGGAAACACCAAAAGGUCGAAGACCCCAUCUUUCUGUACUGGGCGGACAAGCUGGGGUACUUGGUGUGGGGCGAGAUCGCGAAUGCCUACGAGUUCAGCCCGGAGUACAUCAAGCGGUUCGACCAAGAGUGGACCGAGUCUGUCAAGCGAGAUAUCAACCACCCCAGCGUCGUUGCGUGGACGCCUGUGAAUGAAAGUUGGGCCUACCCUUCACUCCGGGACAAUAUCGAUCAGCGCAACCACAUCAGGUCUCUCUACUGGAUGACGAAGUCCCUUGACCCAACCCGGCCAAUCAACGACAACUGCGGCUGGGAGCAUGUACAAACAGAUCUUUCGACGUACCACGACUACAACGAUGCGCCGGAACUGGCGAAACGCUGUGCCACACAGCAGACCAGGUUCGACGAAGAAUUGCACGGCGGCCGCCGUAUGUUUGUCCAGCCCAUCCCCGGCGAUGAGGGAGCUCAACACAAGGCCGGGGCCCCGAUCAUCUGCACGGAGUUCGGAGGCGUCAACAUCGCUCCCGCAGCGGGUACCGACAAGGGCGAGCGCGACUGGGGGUACACGACCGCAACUGAUCCUGCAGAUCUGCUCAAGAGGAUCGACGCCCUGGUUACUGCCGUGGUGCAGGGUGGAUACACGAGCGGAUUCGUGUACACGCAACUAACGGACAUCGAGCAGGAAGUCAACGGUCUUUAUGCAUUUGAUCGUAGAGAAAAGAUUGACCCUGCGGAGCAGCUCUACGAGCCACACACUGGACUACACACCCCCAGGAUCGGCCAACUACACCCAGAGGAGUCCACAACAUACAAGGCUGUCUACAUAAUGAGUAAUCAACCUCAAGCAGGCCAAACCCCGCAGAGGCGGAUCUGUGACUGGCCAUUAGGCCUCAUCGGCCGAUGCCCCCUAUACGUCAAACCGGGGAGCAGCUACUGCAAGAUCCACAAGUGCAAGUACGACGGGUAUCACGGAGUGUGCGAAAACCGAUGCAAAGAGAACGCCAUCGACUCUCACCCGGACGGCCCGCUGCAGCCCAUGUCCCCGUACUGCAGCUACCACGCCUGCGACGCAUACCGGUGCGAGCGCCAGCGGCGGCCGCGCUGGGUCGAGGGCCCGGCGGCUCUGCGACGUGAUCCGCAGGACCUGCUCGGCGGCAACGAGCACUUCUUCAAGUGGUGCCGCAGGCACCAGUGCGAACACCUGCUGUAUUCGGGCGGGCACGAGUGCGUCGAGAGGGUCCAGGUCGAGGCGGGCGAGAGGCACUUCUGCGGUGCGCAUAAUCCUGCCAGGAGGAGCUGGCAGGGACCAACGGCUCAGGGUCCGUUUGCAUAG
Messenger RNA from Neoarthrinium moseri, 2604 nucleotides. RefSeq lists its product as uncharacterized. The record is from RefSeq and is a predicted model, not a curated record. Gene Ontology annotation, biological process: carbohydrate metabolic process. Bases 1 to 2604 code for a protein of 867 amino acids. Lineage: Eukaryota; Fungi; Ascomycota; Sordariomycetes; Amphisphaeriales; Apiosporaceae. The transcript is spliced from 5 exons. Gene Ontology annotation, molecular function: hydrolase activity, hydrolyzing O-glycosyl compounds.